This is a messenger RNA of Guillardia theta CCMP2712, 375 nucleotides long. RefSeq lists its product as hypothetical. The transcript is spliced from 3 exons. The coding region runs from base 1 to 375 and encodes 124 amino acids. The record is from RefSeq and is a predicted model, not a curated record. NCBI's taxonomy places the organism in Eukaryota, Cryptophyceae, Pyrenomonadales, Geminigeraceae.
AUGUUCUACACGGUGAUCAGCACCUCGGGCGACUGGAUGACGUUCUAUUGGACCCGCUCCCUCCGCCUCUCUGACGACCUCAAGCUCGAGACGAGCAGCGUGUACGAGUACUACCAGGGCUACAAGGAUAUCAUCAGCUACGCACAGAUCUUCAUCCUGAAUGACCCAACCACGAUCAACGACAACAAUAAAGCACUAGAUGGUGAAAUCUGGGACGACGUCAAGCAAUACAUCCCUGACAACGUCUCCAUAAUUCCAAUCCCAUCAUUGCACCGCUUUAUCCAGCAUGCAAACGAUGACAUACGGUAUAAGCUCCAUUAUUUAGCAUGGACACGCACCAGAACCAUCGGCCCCGGAAGCACCAUCAAGGCGUGA